GAAGCAAAGUUCAACUCAACACGGUCUUCCAAAGACAUCACCACUUUCACCAAGAUCCUGGACAGUCUCCUGGAUGGAUAUGACAACCGCCUGAGACCCGGGCUAGGAGAUCGAGUGACUGAGGUGAAGACUGACAUCUAUGUGACCAGUUUUGGCCCAGUGUCCGACACAGACAUGGAGUACACAGUGGACGUAUUCUUUCGCCAGAGUUGGAAAGACGAGCGACUCAAGUUCCACGGACCAAUGAACAUCCUCCCUCUGAACAACCUGAUGGCCAGCAAGAUCUGGACCCCAGACACCUUCUUCCACAACGGCAAGAAGUCUGUGGCCCACAACAUGACCAUGCCCAACAAGCUGCUGCGCAUCAUGGAGGACGGGACUCUGCUCUACACCAUGAGGCUGACCGUUCAAGCCGAGUGUCCCAUGCACCUGGAGGACUUCCCAAUGGACUCCCACUCCUGCCCUCUGAAAUUUGGAAGCUAUGCCUACACCAAAACAGAAGUGACGUACAUCUGGUCCCGAAAUGCCACCGAGUCCGUGGAGGUGGCCGCGGACGGAUCCAGGCUGAACCAGUAUGACCUGGUGGGGCAGACAGUGGGCAAAGAGACCAUCAAGUCCAGCACCGGGGAAUACACAGUGAUGACAGCACACUUCCACCUGAAGAGGAAAAUUGGCUAUUUUGUGAUUCAGACGUAUUUGCCCUGUAUCAUGACAGUCAUCCUGUCACAGGUUUCCUUUUGGCUCAACAGGGAGUCUGUCCCUGCUAGAACUGUGUUUGGAGUGACUACAGUCCUCACCAUGACCACUCUGAGCAUCAGCGCCCGUAACUCUCUUCCUAAAGUGGCCUAUGCUACAGCCAUGGACUGGUUCAUCGCUGUGUGCUACGCCUUCGUCUUCUCUGCGCUCAUUGAGUUUGCCACAGUCAACUACUUCACCAAGCGAGGAUGGGCCUGGGACGGCAAGACUGUGGUGGAGGACAAGAGAAAAGAGAUGUCUAUUAUCAAAAAGAACAACGCGUACGCUGUGGCCGUGGCUAACUACUACCCGAGCCUGACCAAGGACUCCCCCAUCCCCACCAUCUCCAAGUGCGCUCCCAUUGACCCCAGCAAGAGCCCGGCCAUAACCAUCACUAAGAGUGACCAAUCCAAGAAGACCUUCAACAGUGUCAGCAAGAUCGACCGCCUGUCCCGCAUUAUGUUCCCCGUGCUCUUCGGCAGUUUUAAUUUGGUUUACUGGGCCACCUACCUUAACCGAGAACUGGUGAUCAAAGAUAUGGAGACAUUUAGUUGAGGCAUUCUGCAGCCGGUAACACAAAAGUCACCACUGCCUCUGAAAAAGGGUUCAAUCCAUUACACAAGAUGAUCAUGGUUAGGGUUACUGAGGUAAAUUCAAUCAAGGAGACUGUAAUUGCUCAUGUCACCUGCCUGUCACUGUCAGCCAAUCACAGACUGCGAUCUUGAGCAUUGACCCAUCAUCUCAGAGCCACUCUCUGAACUCUCCUCCAUCUUGGAAACUGAGCUACAGUAUGUCGCACACAUUCUCCUCAACCCAUUUCUCCAUCACAGCAGCAGAACGGUCAGCCUCCUCAUCCUCUCCAUACAUCAAACAGUUUUUAUCCAGUUUUACAUAUAAUAUAAUGAAACUUAAAGCUGCUAUGUGGCCCAAAGUUAUUCCUCAGUUAACUUAUGCUUCACGAAUAUUCGAAUAAUUCACUUUUGUAAGUUUGUAAGUGCUUUUCCUAGCUCUCAAACACCAGACACACUUUAUAAUUAGAUGCAGACAGCACACAGCAAACUUAUUUGGACCAUGAGAGCUGCUUAUACAAUAGAUCUGUACUGGGAUAAUACAAAAUUUGCUCAAAUAUAUGUGAAAAAAUUCUAAGCAUUCAGAAUACAGUACUCUGAUUGGACCAUAUAACA
Molecule: messenger RNA, 1919 nt
Organism: Boleophthalmus pectinirostris (great blue-spotted mudskipper)
Lineage: Eukaryota; Metazoa; Chordata; Actinopteri; Gobiiformes; Gobiidae
Gene: gabra2a
Product: gamma-aminobutyric acid type A receptor subunit alpha2a
Exons: 8
Coding region: 175-1290 (371 amino acids)
Biological process (GO): gamma-aminobutyric acid signaling pathway; signal transduction; monoatomic ion transmembrane transport
Cellular component (GO): neuron projection; synapse; dendrite membrane
Molecular function (GO): GABA-A receptor activity; transmitter-gated monoatomic ion channel activity involved in regulation of postsynaptic membrane potential; inhibitory extracellular ligand-gated monoatomic ion channel activity
Source: RefSeq, a predicted model, not a curated record